Messenger RNA from Porites evermanni, 3862 nucleotides. NCBI's taxonomy places the organism in Eukaryota, Metazoa, Cnidaria, Anthozoa, Scleractinia, Poritidae. The record is from the annotation of a GenBank genome assembly.
AUGAAUACUGCAAACCUCGAAGUCUUCUCUUUGAUGAUCUUCGCUCUUACGAGCUUUCAGCUUUGUUCCUGUGUCCCAGGUAAAGACUUUUACUCCAGUUAAAAGUUAAUGCAAGAGUUGGUGACUUUUAACGUUAUUUUCUUAAUUUGUUUUACGCUAACGUUUGUUUUAUCCUCGUGCAGGCAAAACUCAGAGAUCAGAGCCAAGAGAUGAAAACUCAGAGAGCUUACUGCAGAGGUGGCUAACAGAGGUAAUACCUUCUUAAUAUUUUAUUUAGCGCGCUUUGAUAAAUUUUAGUACAAAAUUACGUUUAGUGCCUGUGAUAACGGACAGCCCAUUCCUUUAUUUGAAGUCGAUUUUGUCUUACAAGUUAAUGCUUGCUGGAGCAGAAAUUUCAAUGUAGCCGUCUACCUGGUACAUUUCAAAAGUGUAUGAAGAAAAUAACCCUGUUUGGAUAUACUUUGUGCCUCAACGGUAGAAAUUCGUUCUUUAUUGUCAGAACCAGUUUGAAAAUUAACAGUUAUGCAUACCCAAAGUAAUCUGAAAUACAAGCACUGCCGUGCCAAUAUUAAUAUUGCAGAGCUUUUGUUUUUGAGAGUCAAGCGUGGGGACGCGAUCUUAUUUGUUUAGCAUUUUUGUGGUUGUCCAUACUUCGCAAAUAGAACUGAAGGACGUUAGAACGUGGCGCCAAGAUUUGAAUUAAAUAUUGCGCCAGAACGAUAACUUGAGAAUAUCGUUUUCAUUCCAUCGCCCUGUCAUCACUUUGCAAAAAAUAGCCUCCUACCCUCUGUUGUGAAAGAAAACAUUCCCUGUGGGAAUAAACAAUGCACUGGGAAUCUAGAAAAACAUGCCACGAUGUAUGAAUAAUUUUUAUAAUUUAGCUUUAGAAUUCAACGGAGCAUGUAGACAAAUACCAGUUUUUUACAUCUUGUUAAUCACAGCUAAUUGAUAAUUCAUAAAGAAGGAAAAAUUCAUGUUAAAUGAGGGUCAAUGUGAAAUUCUAUCUACACUAAAGUCUCAAUAGAUUUUUGUCACCUAUCCUUUCCUUUAAAAGUCCAUUAGCGCCAGUCGGAAAGCAAGUAAUGUAUUUUCACGUCAUUAAGAAAACAUUUAAAUAGGGUUCAAAAAACACGAAGAGCUAAUGAAUUAAUAACAAAUGAAUAUUUUAGUUCAUAUGUUUAAAUUUUUACGUGUUUGGCCAAUUUUUUACUUUCAAAAUCACGCUAUUUUUGUUUAUACUCAUCUCGUUUGAAACGUUAAGGAGCAAAACACUCAUACGACAGGGGAUUGAAGAGUUUUAACCGGGCGUCUGCAAAAUAAAAAACCAUUUCUAUCUGUCUCGUAGCUUAGGGCAAUGUAAGGACGCUAAAAAAUCGAAAGCACUAGAUAAAGUUUUCGAACUAUUUCUUAACGUCUCUUGCAUAAUUAUAGUUAGCCAGGGACACUUAACUUCAAAAAUGUCAAGUGUAGUCAAUUGCCUAUCGGCCAAAAUGAUGAAUAUACGAGGCUUGCUAAACUGUUCGUGAGCAAAGUAUUUCUCAUUUUUUUUAAUUUUUAAACGCUGAAUCCCAACGACGUCCGCGGAAAUGUAAAAGAAGGAGAAAAAAGAACUGGACUCACGGAAAAAUUGCCUGCAGCUAUAACAUUGUUUAGGUUGCCGCCGACACGAAGAAAAAAAAUUUAAGACAUAAAAUUCUAAAUCAGAAAAGUUUUUUACAUUUCAACGGACUCUGCCGUCGUUGAAUAAUGCAACACUCACUCAAAAUAUGCGCGCGUCCGUUAUUUAUAUACACAACGGAACUGGAAUCUUGUCUGUCAAGAAAAAAAGAAGAAGAAGAAUCCGGAGAUGAUUUCCAGCUGUUUGUUUGAGGUGUCCUUUUACCAAGGAAAGCAAUAAUUUGAUCGCAACUGAAGUAGCAAUUUUAAUAUUGAAAUAUGAAAUAAUAGAAACGUCUGAGUUGACAGCGAAGGAGGAAAAACGACACACGAGAACCCGAAGGGAACGCGUACACGAGAGUCCUUGCACGCGCGAUCUCACUCCUCCCUUUCGUAUGAUGACUAGGAGGUCACAAGCAUUUUAUGCCGUCCCCACUUUACGCGUUUACCAUUGUUCCCUUGAGGAACAUAUUUAUCUAUUUCCAGGCUAUCCAUUUGGGGGAUCGAAACGGUUUGCGUUCGUCAGUUCUCUUACAGACAACGCCUAUUUUUGUAAUCGUUCAAAACCUGAAAUGUAUAGUUCGCCUGGCAGCCGCUUUAUACGUUGAGUGUUGCUUUCGAGACAAAGAGCGGCUGCGUGGGAGGCAGGAAACGGAAACCUAAACGGACUCGUGAGGAAGUAUUUAUAAAAUCUUAGCCUGCAAGACAGGCAAGCGUAAAGCGCGAGAAAAGAAAACCCUGUUCUGCAGGCUUUAAAAUCUUGCCAUGACGUUUGCGCUGUGGAUGACUUGAAAUACAACGGUAAAAUGUUUAUGGGCAUAAUAAUGAGAGUUUGGGGCAGUCUCGACCUCGAUCAGUAAUACACCUUCACAGUUUGCAAAUAGCAGACUAUCCAGUCAACCCAUUGUCACGUCUAGGCCGGUUGGAUUUCCAUUUGGUUUUCCUAAAUCUCAGCUUCAAAGUCAGAACCCUUACUUUGAACAAGAUGUAAUGUGCCAACUAUGGUUGAUCAAGCAACUUUUGACGUAAAAAAAGUUAUUACAUUUUGCAUCUAAUAUUAUUACAUUCUGUGUUACUAUUACAUUUUGCGUCAAAGGUUAUUACAUUUUGCGUUACCAUUACAUUUUGUGGCGCAACAAACGGCGUAUGUUAGAUUUACGAGUACCUCCUCAGCGAAAGAGGGACCCGAAACUUACCUAGUAUAUGCGUUGACUUUCAUCGUCAGCGACACAAGCCUGCUGAUCUGAAAAGUCUCAUUUGUCUCUCAUUUUACUAAUGUCCUGUAACUUGCAAGCAGAGACCCUUUGAUCUUCCCGACUUAUCCAAACAAUCAAAUUCAAGGACCGCUGCUGUUAGGCUAUUUGGCUAGCGUUUAUUUUAUACGAGAAAGAGUUGACCCCUGUGCCCGAGCCAACAGCUUGCUCUGAUUGUCUAAAAACGGCACCGGCGCAUGCCCUGAUUAUCUCACCUUGACCGUGUCUACCCGGGGCAACUUUUCUCCAUAUAAACCGGGCCUUAGCAAGCGAGAGGUGAAUGCGGUGAGGAAAUACGAAGCAAAAAUUUGGAUUUACUGCGUUGCUCCUCGGUCGGGAGAAACAUACCCAGUUGACUCAUAAUACUUUUGAACAGGCUAAAAACCCGGUUUUCCUUCUUUUUCUUCUUUUUACUACAGCCGUCUCUUGAACAAGCAGAUAAAAGAAUGGAUGUGCCUCGAACGAAAGUUCUUCAGAAAAGGAUUUUCAUGGGAGAAGAUAAAGGAGAUAGCAGAUACAAUGGCUUUGAUCCUGUGAAAUCUGGGCACGAGUCUGCACCUGACCGAUCCAUACGGGAAAGAAAGAAGCAGUUUGGUGAGAGAUUUGAGGCGCUUAAUGAAUUCAAAAACGACGUACCGUAUGCACGCCAGGCCCAAGUCCUUCAGAAAAGGAUUUUUAUGGGUGAGGAUCGUGGACGCGAUGUUCCAGAGAGCAGAUACACGAGCAAGGUUUUCGUAGGAAAAGGACCCCAAAAAGAUGACCCUGAGAGUAUUCCGCAGGAGAACAAUCUUGAGAAGUUGCUUUCUUUGAGGGCUCGUGCGAGGGCUCUACAUAUGAACGUUGACAACUACAUUGAAGAGUACCGAAAAGAAGACGCGGGGCAAGAUAACAGGAAGAAAGGAGACCGGCUGCAUGAUACAAAAUGGGAGAACAUUCCCCAGCGCUUUCGCUGA